Messenger RNA from Danio aesculapii, 1255 nucleotides. It is a transcript of the gene tnnt3b, whose product is annotated as troponin T type 3b (skeletal, fast). NCBI's taxonomy places the organism in Eukaryota, Metazoa, Chordata, Actinopteri, Cypriniformes, Danionidae. Gene Ontology annotation, cellular component: troponin complex. The record is from RefSeq and is a predicted model, not a curated record. The coding region runs from base 234 to 941 and encodes 235 amino acids. Gene Ontology annotation, biological process: sarcomere organization; muscle contraction; regulation of muscle contraction. Gene Ontology annotation, molecular function: troponin I binding; tropomyosin binding; troponin C binding. The transcript has 11 exons.
CCAUUUCUGAAUCCUUCCUCCUGUGCAACGCAUUAACUGUUGACAACCUUCCUUCCCCUGGUUGCUUGCUGCAUGUUUUAUUUACUGAAGAGGUAGUAGAGGUAGAGGUAGCCCCAGAGGCAGCUCCUGAACCGGAGCCUGAGCCUGAGCAAGAACCAGUGCCAGAGCCAGAACCAGAGCCAGAGCCAGAAAAACAGCCAGAACCAGAACCAGAGCCAGAACCAGAACAAGAGAUGCAUGAGGAAGAGGCCUAUGAAGAGGAAGUGGACGAAGGAGAACAAGAUGAGGAGAAGCCAAAGUUCAAACCAAGUGCACCAAAGAUCCCUGAUGGAGAUAAGGUGGACUUUGAUGACAUCCAGAAGAAGCGUCAGAACAAGGAUCUCGUCGAGCUGCAGGCCCUGAUUGAUGCCCACUUUGAGUGCAGGAAGAAGGAGGAGGAGGAACUUAUUGCUCUGAAAGACAGAAUCGAGAAACGUAGGUCUGAGAGGGCCGAGCAGCAGAGGAUCCGUGCAGAGAAGGACAAGGAGCGCCAGGCAAGACGCGAGGAAGAGAGGCUGAGGAAGGAGGAGGCUGAUGCUAAGAAGAAGGCAGAUGAUGACGCCAAGAAGAAGUCUGCCUUGUCUAGCAUGGGCUCUCAGUACAGCAGCUACCUGCAGAAGGCUGAUUCAAAGAGGGGAGGCAAGAAGCAAACUGAAAGGGAGAAGAAGAAGAAGAUUCUGGCAGACAGACGCAAGCCUCUGAACAUUGACCAUAUGAAUGAGGACAAGCUGAGAGAGAAAGCCAAAGAGCUGUGGGACUGGUUGUACUCCCUGGAGGCUGAGAAAUUCGAGCACAUGGAGAAACUCAAGAGGCAGAAGUAUGAGGUUACUACCCAGCGUAAGAGAGUGGAGGAGCUCAGUAAAUACUCCAAGAAGGGCGCCGCUGCUCGCCGCAGAAAGUAAGCGUUCAUGGAGAAAACUUCACUCGUGGUCAAGACAUGCCUGCUACCUGCAUCGCCGAGCUCAGCCUUCAUUCACCAGGCUGCUCUGAUCCCACCUGCGGUUUGCAGUUUACCAGAGGCUGUCCAAGGCAGUCUACCACAACCUGCGUAACAUUAACACUGUCUGGUCUUAGCAGUAGUUGCAGUAGGAAGUCCCCCCUUUCUCUGUCUUUAGGUUCUCACCUUCUGUUUUUGUAAAUAAUGUUUGGCUCGCCAGCUUUAUCUGUUGUAUCUGGCAGUUCAAUAAACCUAUUCUUCAAGACUGAUUAACCAGAA